AUGGCCGAACUCGACACUCUGGACAUCGUUGUCCUGGGCCUGAUCCUUUGCGGCACCAUUGCUUAUUUCACCAAGGGCAAAUACUGGGGGGUAGUUAAGGACCCCUAUGCAACUUCAUUCGCCAACGCAAAUGGACCCAAGGCAGGCAAGACGAGAAACAUUGUGGAGAAGAUGGAGGAGACGGGCAAGAAUUGUGUCAUCUUCUACGGCUCACAGACAGGGACAGCCGAGGAUUAUGCCUCCAGGCUUGCAAAGGAGGGCAAGAGCCGCUUCGGACUCGAGACAAUGGUUGCCGAUCUUGAGGACUACGACUUCGACAACCUGGACGCCGUCCCGAGCGACAAGAUAGUCAUGUUUGUUCUCGCCACCUACGGAGAGGGCGAGCCUACCGACAACGCCGUGGACUUUUACGAGUUCAUCACCGGCGAAGAUGUCUCGUUUUCCGAGGGCAACACCCCGCCUCUUGACAACCUAAACUACGUCGCUUUCGGUCUCGGCAACAACACCUAUGAGCACUACAACUCUAUGGUACGCAACGUCAACAAGGCCUUAGAGAAGCUUGGUGCGCACCGCAUUGGCGACGCAGGAGAGGGCGACGACGGCGCUGGCACAAUGGAGGAGGACUUCCUGGCCUGGAAGGACCCCAUGUGGGCCGCCCUCGCUGAAAAGAUGGGCCUUGAAGAGCGCGAGGCCGUCUAUGAGCCCAUAUUCAGCGUGACUGAGCGCGAGGAACUUACGGCCGAAUCCCCGGAAGUCUAUCUCGGCGAGCCCAACAAGAUGCACCUGGAGGGCACCGCCAAGGGACCUUUCAACGCUCAUAACCCGUACAUCGCCCCCAUUGUUAACUCGUACGAGCUCUUCAACGUCAAGGACCGCAAUUGUUUGCACAUCGACGUCGACGUCAGUGGCUCCAACCUUACGUACCAGACUGGUGACCACAUCGCAAUCUGGCCUAUCAACCCAGGCGAGGAGGUUGACCGCUUCCUUGACGUGGUUGGGCUUUCGGACAAGCGUGACACAGUAAUCAGCGUCAAGCCUCUCGAGCCAACAGCAAAGGUUCCCUUCCCUGCACCUACCACGUACGAUGCCAUUGUCCGCUACCACAUGGAAAUAUGUGCUCCGGUCUCGCGUCAGUUCCUUGCCACACUGGCUGCCUUUGCGCCUGAUGAGGAAAGCAAGGCGGAGAUGACUAAGCUCGGCGGUGACAAGGACUAUUUCUCUGCCAAGAUCAGCAAGCACUACCUCAACAUCGCACGAGUACUUCACAAUGUUGGUAAGGGCAAGAAAUGGAACAACAUUCCUUUCUCCGCCUUCAUCGAAGGUAUUACAAAGUUGCAGCCCAGGUACUACUCGAUUUCGUCCUCCUCGAUGGUUCAGCCCAAGGUCAUCUCCAUUACUGCUGUAGUGGAAAAGCAGGAGAUUCCCGGUCGCGACGAUCCAUUCCGCGGUGUUGCUACCAACUACCUUUUGGCCCUCAAGCAGAAGCAAAACGGAGAGCCCGAUCCAGAGCCAUUUGGUCGCACCUUUGCGCUCGAGGGACCCAGAAACAAGUACGAUGGAGUUCGGGUUCCCGUACACAUUCGCCAUUCCAACUUUAAGCUCCCCUCCGACUCAACGAAGCCCAUCAUCCUCGUUGGACCGGGAACCGGUGUGGCUCCGAUGAGGGCCUUUGUUCAGGAACGCGCCAAGCAAGCCGAAAAGGGCGAAGAGGUUGGGAAGACGAUAUUGUUCUUUGGCUGCCGAAAGCCUAAUGAGGACUUUUUGUACAAGGACGAGUGGGAGGAAUACAAAAAUAUCUUGGGCGACAAGUUUGAGCUUGUCACCGCUUUUUCAAGGGAAGGUCCCAAGAAAGUCUACGUCCAGCACCGUUUGAAGGAGAGGUCUCAAGAGAUCAACGACCUAUUGACUAAGAAGGCUUACAUCUACGUCUGCGGUGAUGCGGCCAACAUGGCUCGCGAGGUCAACUCAGUUCUGGGACAGAUAAUAGCAGAGCAGCGUGGUAUUCCAGAGGCCAAGGCUGAGGAAAUCGUCAAGAACAUGAGGGCGGCAAACCAGUACCAGGAGGACGUCUGGUCCUGA
Messenger RNA from Pyricularia pennisetigena, 2079 nucleotides. RefSeq lists its product as uncharacterized. The coding region runs from base 1 to 2079 and encodes 692 amino acids. Gene Ontology annotation, cellular component: cytosol. The transcript is spliced from 3 exons. NCBI's taxonomy places the organism in Eukaryota, Fungi, Ascomycota, Sordariomycetes, Magnaporthales, Pyriculariaceae. Gene Ontology annotation, molecular function: FMN binding; flavin adenine dinucleotide binding; NADPH-hemoprotein reductase activity. The record is from RefSeq and is a predicted model, not a curated record.